Messenger RNA from Hyaloperonospora brassicae, 957 nucleotides. The record is from the annotation of a GenBank genome assembly. NCBI's taxonomy places the organism in Eukaryota, Oomycota, Peronosporomycetes, Peronosporales, Peronosporaceae.
AUGAAGACGAGCUGGCGCGUGGCUCUCGCCGUGGUUCUGGUCGCUGCGGCGUCGCUCGCGUCGGCAUCGACGACGCUGUAUCCCCACGUGCCGCUCGUGAUGUGGUCCAACCGCCCAAUAUUUGCGAGCGCUAACGCCUACUUCAGCUCCGAACUCGACGAAACGGCCGUGGCAUCAAUUCUAAAGGUCACGGUACUGCACGAUCCAAUGAGCAGCGACAACGAGGGCGUUUUCAGCACUCUGCCACCUGCAGCUCCGCCGUCCGAAGUCGUGUGUCUGUACCUCGUGCCGACUCUGACGCUGGAAAACGUGGCUCAGCUCUCCAAAAGCACGAGUGCCUUUGUGCAGCACGCCGUCCAGCGCUCCGCAUCGUCGGUCGUAGUCCCGCAAACGACGCGCUCGACGCCUCUUCUGCCCGAGCUUCAGGCUGUCCAGCCGCACUUGGUAGACGUGGAGGGGCUGGCUACUUUUCUUGCAUCUAGUGAGGGGCAGGCGCUGGUUUCGAACGGCAAGACGGACCUCCUCGUUGUGCAGUUUCCAGCCGAGGUGGCGCUAUCGGACGUGGACGACGCCAUUGCGACAGCGUCGGCGACACUUUUGGCAGCCUCGAACGGCAUGACGGACUUUGCGUUGACUGGCAACGACGUCGCAGUGGUGGAGGUCGAGGACACAGUCGCUCGACGUCUUGCUGUUCAAGCCAAGGUCAAACCCACGCCCAAGUCGAGCGACACGCUGGCCGACAUCGUCUGUGAAGCAAACUACCUCGUCGGGUACAGCGCAGCCGGCAAAGCGUUCUGCUUUUCGCACUACGUUAACAUCACGCCCGACAUUAUGGCGGGUCUCCUCUUUGGACUCCUCUUCCUGUUCCUCGCGUACGUCGGCCUCAGUGUCUUGCAUCAGAUCCAGACGCCGCAACGAUUUCCAUCGCAAGGGGCGCCGCGUGGCAAGGAGUUCUAA